AUGUCACGAAACUCUAACGAGUAUAUUAAUGUUCCUAGCACGACACUAGAGGGAGACAUUAACAUGACGGGAACUACACCUAAUAAGAGGAAGUCUAUAUCGAAACCCAAGAUGGCACUACUAGAGAAGUUUGACGGAAGUCCUCACGAACUAUGGACGUUCCUCACCAACAUCGACCUAUACAACGAGUACCACGAUGUGCUCAACGAUUAG
This is a messenger RNA of Bipolaris oryzae ATCC 44560, 213 nucleotides long. RefSeq lists its product as uncharacterized. The transcript is spliced from 2 exons. NCBI's taxonomy places the organism in Eukaryota, Fungi, Ascomycota, Dothideomycetes, Pleosporales, Pleosporaceae. Bases 1 to 213 code for a protein of 70 amino acids. The record is from RefSeq and is a predicted model, not a curated record.